ACUUGUUUACUGUGGAGAGACGGAAAGAGGAGGUACCUGAGGGAGAGCAGUCGCUAUACGAACGGGAAUCCAAGUUUUUACACUUGACCCGUCUUUUUAAGUCUUUUUAUGUUUGUUUACCUCACUAUUUUAGACUCUCGGGCAAGGAAUAGUUACUUUGUCUGUGUUGCUUUAUUCGAACUGUGGGGCUGACUCGAAAACCUUGUUGUUUUGGAUUAGCUCGCUAGCGUUAGCUGUUUUCCAAAUCAGCUAUCGUUCAUCUGAGAAAAGAAACGGGCGGCGUGGUGGAGUUUCUCAUUCCAUUUGCAGCGUGGAGCUUCAACGCCGCCGAUGUUUCCGUCGUUUUUUGAUACAUUGGACGGAUACAGAUCACCUUUGGGCUCACACGUUUUCAACCCUUAUUUAGUUUUAUCCGUUUGGUCGUUUCUGGCGGCGGAGUGGCUUGCGGCGUGGUGGUCAGCGGGGGUGAAGGAGUUCAGAGGAAGGUCGUAGUGGGAAAAGCUGCGUCUCUACUGCACGUAGCUGCUCUGAUCAGUUUCCUGGGAUGUGUUCACUCCUGUCUUAAAAGGGAGCUUCUGCUGAGAAAUUGCAUUUAAGUGGCGAAUUCAAAGACCUGUCGGCUUCUAAACCGAUACUUGGGCGACAAGUUGAGCCCAUGCGUGAUGGACGUACUGUUUGCAUAUUCUGCAUCCGAGCGAUUCUUUUAGCACCGGUUUUGGAUGAUUUUUAUUUCACUGGAGCACUAUAAUAUUGCAAUGAGCACAAACCGAUUGGACCUCUUCAGCCCGCUGCAAAAAGGAUCUAAUAUUUUUUGUAUGUAGGGAAUCACCAAAACAAAACAGAUGAACGUGGACUGUCGCCUUCGCUUAUGGAAGAUGAAGAUAUUCAUUCGUACAUGUGUUGCCAGAACCCAAGAUCACGUUAUUUAGUAGUGUGCAGAUUUCUGUGCUCACGCCUAGACAACGGGAGGGGAACCUCGAACAAGUUGUUUUAAGAUAAUCAUCUAUUGAAGAGUUAAAACACUAAUCAAUUGAUACUGGAGUUUUAAGGGCCUUUUGAAGGAAGGUUCUUCCUAUCCAUAUAUCAAAAUGGGACGGUGGACGCUAAAACUGCGAACACAAAUAGUGUGUCUUAUCUUCAGCACCUGCAUCAUAUGCCAAUGUGGACUGAUCAACGGGGAAAUCUGCCAGAGUAGAGACAUCAGGAAUAAUGUGACAAACCUGCAGGCGCUGGAAAAUUGCACCAUCAUCGAGGGUCACCUAAAGAUUCUGCUCAUGUUCAACACAAAGACGGAUGACUUCCGAGGCCUCAGUUACCCCAAACUCCGAGUGGUGACCGACUAUGUGCUGCUGUUCCGAGUCUACGGGCUUGAGACACUGGCACAACUCUUCCCAAACUUGACUGUAAUCCGUGGCAACAACCUCUUCUUCAACUACGCACUAGUGGUGUACGAGAUGCCGCAGAUGAGGGAGCUGGGUCUGCACAGCCUGAUGAACAUCACCAGAGGAGCUGUGAGGAUCGAGAAGAACGCAGACCUGUGCUACCUGGCAACCCUCGAUUGGUCCAAGAUCCUGGACUCUAUGGAAAACAACUACAUUGUGGCAAAUAAGAACGAGAGGGAAUGUGGAGAUGUAUGUCCCGGGACAGCGCAGGGCCUGACCAUCUGCCCUCAGAACACCAUCAACGGGCAUUUCCGGGGCCGAUGCUGGUCACAGGACCACUGUCAGAGAAUGUGUUCUGAUAGCUGCAAACAUGGAGCAUGUACUCCCCAAGGCCAGUGCUGCCACGAUCAGUGCCUGGGCGGGUGCUCGGAGCCGGGUAACUACAGCAGCUGUGUGGCCUGCAGGAACCUCCAGCAUGGAAGUACUUGUGUGGAUAAGUGUCCUCCUGGGUACUACAUCUUCAGAGGAUGGCGCUGCGUCAGCUUCUCCUUCUGCCAGGACCUGCACAACCAGUGUCAACAAAUAAAGAAGAUGAACCAGGACAGAGAAUCCAACUGCUUUGAAUAUGUCAUUCACAAUGGCGCCUGCAUCCCUGAGUGUCCAUCUGGAUACACAACAGUAAACUCCAACACGCUGACCUGUACCCCAUGUGCUGGCCUCUGUCCCAAGCUGUGUGUGGGAAACAAGACCAUUGACUCUGUAACUUCAGCUCAGGCUCUGAGAGGCUGCACUGUGCUCCAAGGCAACAUGAUCAUCAAGAUUCGAGGAGGCAAUAAUAUUGCGGCUGAGUUAGAAGCUAAUUUGGGUCAGCUUGAGGUAAUCACUGGUUACCUGAUGGUCCGACGAGCCUAUGCCCUCAUCUCUCUCUCCUUUUUUCGAGAAUUGCGCUUCAUCAGAGGAGAACAUCUGGAACAAGAUGCUUUUGCUUUUUAUGCUCUGGACAACCAAAACCUGCGUGAGCUAUGGGACUGGUCCAAACACAACCUAACCAUUGUGAAUGGCCGCACAUUCUUCCACUUCAACUCCAAGCUUUGCAUGUCUGAAAUUAGAAAGAUGGUGGAGGUAACAGGAGCGAAGGAGCGCAACAAAAAGAAUGACAUUGCUGCACGAACCAAUGGGGACCAAGCAGCCUGUGAGACCAAACUUCUAAAAUUUACACAGGUGAAAAUAUCAUCAAACAAGAUUGUGGUGAAGUGGGAGGCAUUCUGGCCACCGGAUUAUAGGGACUUAUUGGGAUUUAUGGUUCUUUACAAAGAGGCGCCUUUCAAGAAUGUGACUGAGUUUGAUGGGCAGGAUGCUUGUGGCUCAAACAGCUGGGUUAUUGCAGAUGUUGAGCCCCCACGGCGUGGAACAGACACCAAGAAGCAGGAAGAACCCGGACACCUGAUCAGACCACUGAAGCCCUGGACCCAGUACGCUAUCAUGGUUAAAACACAGCUCUCUGCCUCUGAUGAGCACCAGGUUUAUGGAGCAAAGAGUGAGAUCAUCUAUGUCCGCACCAACGCCUCGAGGCCUUCCACUCCUCUUGUGUAUAUGUCCUCCUCUAAUUCAUCCUCUCAGAUAAUCUUAAAGUGGAAGCCUCCAACCAACCCCAAUGGCAACAUUACACACUACCGCGUCAUCUGUAGAAAGCAGCCGGAAGACAGUGACCUGUACAAGUUUGACUAUUGUUUACAAGGGAUGAAACUACCUUCUCGUACCCCGACCCAUUUGGACACCGAUGACAAACAGAAGUGGAAUCAUACAGAGGAGCCCAGUGUGGGGGGAAACUGUUGUGCUUGUCCUAAGACGGAAAUCCAACUGAAGAAAGAGCAGGAGGAGAUAGAGUACGGCAAAAUAUUUGAGAACUAUCUUCACAAUGAAGUCUUUGAGAUCAGACCAGCCAGGCGCAGACGCUCUGUAGGGGUUGCCAAUGCCACCCAUACACCUUUUAUACAUAGCACCUUUGCGUAUGGCCCUACUAGUCUCACCCCUGAAAAUAAAGAUGAAGAAGGAUCUGAGGUUGAGCUCAAAGUGUUCUCUAAGGAGUCCACAGUCAUCUCCAACCUUCAGCACUUCACCAGUUACAAGAUCGAAGUCAUGGCUUGCAAUGAUCCCACAGAUCCUGAGCGCUGCAGCAUGCCCACCUAUGUCAGUGCGCGCACCAUGCCUGAAGAAAAGGCAGAUGAUAUUCCAGGCCCCGUCACCCAUGAAAUAAUGCACGGCGAUACUCACUCUGUGCUAAUUAAGUGGAGUGCCCCUGUCUCUCCUAAUGGUCUCAUCAUUUUGUAUGAAGUCUUCUAUAAGAGGGUUGGGGAUACAGAGCUUCAGACUGAUUGUGUAUCACGGCCAGCUUACCUCAAAAUGGGUGGGACAAAGCUGCCUCUUGUGCACCCAGGCAACUAUAGUGUGAGGGUCCGUGCCACGUCUUUAGCAGGAAACGGUUCUUAUACAGAUACCACCUACUUCUUCGUGCCUAACAAAGAUCCAGAUGUUAUUUGGCUUGUUAUUGGGCCAGUUAUUUGCUUCAUCUUGCUGCUUAUCGUGGGAGCUGGUGUAUUUGUUGUUUUCAAAAAGAGGCAGACUGAAGGUCCAACUGGACCACUUAUUGCCUCAUCUAACCCUGAGUACAUUAGUGCAAUUGAUGUAUAUGUUCCCGAUGAGUGGGAGGUCCCUAGAGAGAAGAUUAAUGUGUUGAGAGAGCUGGGACAGGGCUCUUUUGGCAUGGUGUACGAAGGAAUCGCCAAAGACAUCGUCAAAGGAGAGCCAGAGACACGCGUCGCUGUCAAGACUGUUAACGAGUCAGCCAGUCUGAGAGAGAGAAUAGAGUUCCUCAAUGAAGCUUCAGUCAUGAAAGCCUUUAGCUGUCACCACGUGGUCCGUCUACUUGGUGUGGUGUCAAAAGGUCAGCCCACACUGGUUGUCAUGGAGCUGAUGACCCACGGUGAUCUUAAAAGCUACUUACGCAGUCUAAGGCCUGAUUCUGAGAACAACCCAACGGGCCGGCCACCACCUACACUGAAAGAAAUGAUCCAGAUGGCUGCAGAAAUAGCUGAUGGUAUGGCUUACCUCAAUGCCAAGAAGUUUGUGCACAGAGAUCUGGCAGCAAGAAAUUGCAUGGUGGCAGAGGACUUUACAGUAAAAAUUGGAGACUUUGGUAUGACACGAGACAUAUAUGAAACCGAUUACUACCGGAAAGGCGGGAAAGGCCUGCUACCUGUCCGGUGGAUGGCACCAGAGUCUCUAAAGGACGGUGUGUUCACUGCCCACUCUGAUUGCUGGUCAUUUGGGGUUGUGCUGUGGGAGAUCAGCACACUGGCAGAGCAGCCAUACCAGGGUCUAUCCAACGAACAGGUCCUAAAAUUUGUUAUGGACGGAGGAUACCUGGACAGGCCUGACAACUGCCCUGAGAGGAUGCACAGCCUAAUGCAAAUGUGUUGGCAAUACAACCCCAAGAUGCGUCCAACGUUCCAUGAGAUAAUCGAGAUGUUGCGGGAGGACCUGCACCCAUCGUUCCAGGAUGUGUCCUUCUUCUACAGUGAGGAGAACAAGGUCCCAGAGACUGAGGAGUUUGACUUGGACCUGGAAAACAUGGAGAGCAUCCCACUGGACCCAUCGUCUUACUCCCAGAGAGAGGAGAGUUUAGGCAGAGACUGCGGGCCGUCAGUUGGCCUGAGGGGAAAUUAUGAGGAGCAUGUCCCCUACACACACAUGAAUGGUGGAAAGAAAAAUGGACGAAUCUUAUCGUUACCCAGAUCCAGCCCAUCCUAACAUUUCCUGUUUUCUACAAACUCCAUUUCUCCUUUUCUCUGUUCCAGUCCGUCUCUAUACCUUCUGUUGCAUUUUUCACUUUCUACUUCAAAAACACAGAUCUCAGGACCUUUACUUUCUUCCUCAUGCCUGCCAGUCAUAGGCAAAACCGGACAUGAUGCAAACAUGGUUCCUCAUUUUUCCUUCUUCCACAGUUCAUCAAACUUUCUGUUGUUUUUAAUCAUGUUUCCCAAACUCCUUAGAGAAACAGAGAGAUACUGUGAACGCAACAAACCUUAGACAACCAGAAGGCUGCUUAUGCUCCACCUCUCUAGACUCCACUUCACACCAGUCUGCAUUUCCACAUCCACUGCUCCCCAAGUGUAAUCUUUCUACUCAGAUAGUGGCCUUUUAUAUGUGGCCUCAAAGCGCCUUUCAAUGCUUCUAUUAAUUUCCUUUUUAAACAAUGACUUUUUGGAACAAUGUAAGAUUUGCAAAAGACUUAAUCAUAGAUCAAACAUAUAUUCCUAGAGGAAAUUGUUUUUACAAUUAAUUCCUGCAAAAUUCCAAACUACACUUGGAUUCAAUGGGUUUUUAAUAUUUUAAUUUAUUUUGUUUUGUUUGCUCCUUUUUCUCUUUUCUUUUCCUGUCCUCACUUUAUGGCUGAAGGAUAUUUAAACUGUUAUGAAUUGGACAAAAUAUUUCCUCAGACUGACCAAUAGCUGCUGCUUUGAUAUAAUUUAGUGGGAGUAGAAGAAUAUAAAUAUAUAUAAUUUAUACUAUAUAUGGAAUAUUGGUUGUGCACCAAUAUUGUAUAUAUAAUAUAUGACACAUUGGUGUUUUUGUAAAUAGUACAUAUUUGUAAUGUUUUUCAGAGGCUUUGCUAGUAUUUCAUUUUUAUGUUGCUGUUUUUUCCAGAUUUUAAAGUAUAUAUAUUUUUCUAGCCCCAGAAAUCCCACUAAACUACCAUCACUAUUCAUGUGUGUCUUAGGCCUCCAGUUUCUCACUGCUUUGUGCAUCUGGAUGGAGCUGGUAAAGCCACAAACUAUUGUCACCAGUCACCACAUCAUGUUUUUUUUUCUAUUACUAUUAUUAAAAUCUGGAAGCUGUCAACAUUUGGAGGCAACCUUACAAUAUUAACAAAAAAAAAAAAAAAAAAAAGAAUAACCAAAAAGCUUUAGAAAGGGGAUAUGAGGUCUUUCUUAAUUGCACGUGGUUUGUCAGUCUGCUGUUGUUCUUUGGUCAGAUCUUGCUGUAGCAAGGCCUCUGUGUGGUGCUGUUGCAAGCCUAAUGCAUAAUAGUUCUGGUUGCUAGGGGAUGUCACUGAAGCUGUAGUUAAUAAGUGGGUUUGACCUUUGGUCUUCCAUGUAAAAAGUCCUUAGAUGGACUUUACCUCUGGAAGAAUUUUACUAUUCAGCCCACUUCCUUUUCCUUCCUCCUCUUCAGUCAUCUGGGAGCUUCCUAUUGGUCACGAAACCCACAACUCCAAAAUCAGACUGCAGGAAUUUUCCACGUUUGGAGUUUGCCGUAAGAAGUAUGGAAAAUUCCAUGUUCGUAGCAGGUAGAGAGGAACAGAGCUUCGUUUCACUGUAGCAAGUGAUAAUUAUUAUUCCUCUUAUUCCCCCUAACAACUCCUAGUUAGGCAGUGAUGGCCCCACACACAGCAGCUCUGUCACUCAGGUCUGACAUUCCAGGAUGAAUGACUGCUGGCACUGCUUGUACCAUCACAUACAAGGACAUUCAGUCAAGAGAAAAUGUAUCCGAAAUGUCCAUGCUGAAACGCCUAUUCAGAAUAAUGGCCUAACUAACAUUGAUUCAGUCUCAUGUCAGUUUUUGCUUAAACAGAGAGAGAAUUCUUAAGUCAAUACAUCAGUGAGCUUGCCAAUAUUACCAAACAGGAUUCAGCACUUACUGUAAAGCCAAAGGGUUGGCAUCUUCUUGUCAACAAUGAUCACCUGCAGAACACAAGAGCAAGAUUAAGCAGAGAAGCUGCCUACAUAAAUGAACUAGUGCCUUGUCUAACGCAGAGCCACGUCACAAUAGUCUCGUGUUUUUAAGUGGGCACAGACGGGAGAGACUGAACAGUUUUUUAAGUGUUAGCUUACAGCAGUGACACUGUGGAUUAGCCUAAGAUGGUCAUGUCAUAAAUAGCCUUUUCAGGGCAGUUACAAUCUUAUUUUCGUUUGUAUUUUGUAAUAUAAUAAUGAAAAUGUUUGGAAAUGAAAAAAAACUGAUGAUGUAAAAAGUCCAUGCUUGUCAGUUGGCUGUGCAGACAUUGCAGAACACAGUGAGCUUUGAUUCUAUUCAACGAAAUAAUUGUUAAAUAUACUUCAGAAUGUCACCAUGAAGUAAUAUCUGUUUUCUGCAUUCGAUUACAACUUAAGUUUGUAUGAAUGCAGUGACUGGGAGACAGAGCCCUAAUGGCCUAUGUUGCUUCUCCCAUGGUGUACUUCAAAUGCAUAUGCAACUUUUUAAAUUAAGGUGGUGCCCAUAUCUUUGAAAGACCAGAUAUUUAUUUUAUUAUGAUCAUUGUCAUUGUGUAAGAAGAACAGAGUUAGCUUUUUAGUUGAGUAUUUUUACAAUGUUGAAUCGUGGUGUGGUGUAAUGGCCUUGUUUGUUGUCGUGUCAAGUGUAGUUGGCAGCACGCAGCUGGAGGAGAGCUAGUCAGUUGUUAGUGUUGUCGUCUUUGUGUUUGGCCAGAGUCUACCUCAGUGCAUAUGGAUGAAUCAGUCUGAAGAGCCUAAAUCAAUCUUGUAGUUCACUUACUCCAGAUCCUAUCAUCUACCUUAACUUCUAGUAUUUUCCAUUGCAAUUAUUUUAAGACCUCCUAUGUUUUCUUUGUGUUAUUGUUGCAAAAAUUACUCUAUCUCAACCUCAACUUUAUUGUUAUGUGACUUAAAACUGGCAUGAGCGUGGUAUUACAGUGGCUAGUAGGUUUAUCCUGGACACUGUAUUUUCACUGCUUAUACACACAGAAAGGGCCUCACUUUUUUAUGGGACUUGGCAUGGCUGACUGAAGUAUAUCUGAUCACCUGCAUGUGUCCAAAACACCACCCUCAUAUUCUGUAAUCAAAACUAGACUAAACUGUAGCAGAAUGCCCUGCUUCUCGUCUUUGGUCCGUCUUAUCAAAACAAUUCCACCUUCUUCUCCAUUCUGUUGUUAUUUUGCUCUAUAUGUUAUUUUUUUCUACUGUGAAUAUCAAAAUAUGGCUUUUACUUUCUGUCAAUGCCAUGGAUUGGUUCAGUUUUAAGCUGACCAGAACAGUGGUAUAUGGGCUGGUUCAAUUAUUGGGAAAAAAGGGGAGUUAUUUUUUUCCUUCUUUGCAAAGGAAAGCUGGACUGGGACAAUCCUGUGUGCCAUACGAACUAUUCUAAACAGACCUGAAAUCUCGAUUGUAACUUUUUACGUCUCAGGGAGGCGGCCUAAUGCUUUGUGGUUGGAGGGUGAAAGAGGAUGAGGGGGAUGGAGAGCUACCUACCUUAUAUUCACCCUGACUUACUCAAGUUCUCAGCAUCCUUGCAAAAAGCCCAGUGACAUGUUAUCAACAACAAAAACCUAAUCAACCCAUUGCAUAAAAUGAGUUUGUGCCCCUUUAUUUUUGAAUAUGAUCAGAAGGAAUUCCUCUUUUCUCUCAUUUGAUGUGGUUCGGACUGCCCUCUUGUGGUCAAACGGGAGCAUCGCAGGUCAGGGGUGGCAAAGCAACUCCACAGUGCCUUGCUUUCAGACUUUCAGCCCACCUGACCCCUCCCACAAGGUCCACUCCUCCUCAGCAGAACCACCACUGACCGGCAAGUCUUCACCGGUCCCUCAAGAGGAUUUUCCAUCUUCAAAAUAUCAUUUACUUUUUUUCUGUGCUUUUUUUAAUUUAACAUUUGAUGAAAAAAUACUGUCAUUUCAGAUGUUGUGUUGGCUGAUAACUAUUUUAACCAAAGGUCUUUUCUGCUUCUGUCUGGCUGGCUUGCUUUGUGCAUGGAUCAUGAAAAAUGUAUACCAGCAGAUAGCCCAGUAAUUUGAGGUGUAGUGGUUUCCUUAUGCCCAAAAUCAUGCAGACCUAAUUCAGAUCCCACAUAUAAAACAGCUGUUCCACUUCCAUGAAAAUAUAAUAUGAAGUUGAUAAGCUCUUUUUUAUUGUGAAUACACUACACCCCCCAGGGCCUAACACAAGCACUUGAUUAUAAGGGGAAGUUUCGGUUUUGUUUUGUUGAACUCUGAUGACCUCAGAAGUGGUUGGGCAGAGCAUGAUAGUUACGCAGCGCAAGGUGAGAACAAAGCAUUGUAUGUAUUAUCAUUGUCUUUUUGUUGAGAAAAAAGUAUUACAUUUUAGAAGAUAUUGAUUUCUAUUUUUUUAGCCAAAGUUAGGGAGGGUAAAAACAAUGACUUUUUCAGACUGUAAACUUUUACUAUUCUUGUACAUUAUAAAUUUAACAUUGUUAUCAAUCUGUAUAUAACUUUUUUCUAAAUUGAAAAGAUACAAAUUUUCAAUGUAGAGCCAUGGCAAAUGUCAAGGAGCUGCACGAUGUAAAACUGUGGCCUGCAGUCUGUUCUUAAAGCCCAUCUAAAACUGAAUUCAUAUGUUAUAAAUAUCAAAGAUGUUUAUUUUUUAUUUUGUGACAAACUGGAAAAGACCACUGCACAUCCUUUAUCAAAGACAAAUGAGUGUGAAAUCCCAAAUAAGCUAAAAAAAAAAAAAAAAAAGUGAGUUUUAUUAUUACUGAUAAUAUUUUUUUAAGUUUGGACUGUAAAGUAGGAGUACAGUAAUUUGUAACUGUACACAUUUAUGUUGUUUUGGAGAAAAUGGGGAAUCUGAUUCAGUGGUCUGCUCCAGUUUUAAAAGUUGGUCCCUGUGCUUGUUUAAAAUCAAUGAAUUUGUAUCUUCUGUGUUGUUUUUACCACUGCGCCCCUCAUGUCUGAACUUCUGACCGCUGCUCCCUGCUCCUCUCCCUCCUCUCCCUCCUCCUCCUCCUCCUCCUCCUCCUCUGUGCACAUACACUACAGUCCCGGGAAUGCUGUGUCAGGAUACCUCUUAACCAAUGUGUGUCCGAGCCCAAAUCUUAUACCCCAAUACAGACAACGCUACCCCUCACACUGGAUCCAUAUGUGCCAUUGCCUACCACAAAUACCGACUUGUUUGCAUUGACACACAACACACAUGAGCAGAAAGACAUGCAUAUUGUACAGGAUCAAAAAUGUGCCAUGACUAAAUUAACGCUUGACAAUUUAUUUUUUCUAUGUUUUCAAAGGAGAGCCAAGUAGUGACUUGUACAGAAAAUGUUGCAAUGAUAUGAAAAUAAAAUCUUGCUGUGUGUAAAUUAUUCAACAAUUAACUGUUUAUAUUAAAAUUAUAAAUAAAAUUA
Molecule: messenger RNA, 10526 nt
Organism: Periophthalmus magnuspinnatus
Lineage: Eukaryota; Metazoa; Chordata; Actinopteri; Gobiiformes; Gobiidae
Gene: insrb
Product: insulin receptor b
Exons: 23
Coding region: 1089-5192 (1367 amino acids)
Biological process (GO): cell surface receptor protein tyrosine kinase signaling pathway; protein autophosphorylation; glucose homeostasis
Cellular component (GO): axon; insulin receptor complex; membrane
Molecular function (GO): phosphatidylinositol 3-kinase binding; insulin receptor activity; ATP binding
Source: RefSeq, a predicted model, not a curated record